Molecule: messenger RNA, 440 nt
Organism: Chiroxiphia lanceolata (lance-tailed manakin)
Lineage: Eukaryota; Metazoa; Chordata; Aves; Passeriformes; Pipridae
Product: cytochrome c oxidase assembly factor 4 homolog, mitochondrial
Exons: 2
Coding region: 62-310 (82 amino acids)
Biological process (GO): mitochondrial respiratory chain complex IV assembly
Cellular component (GO): mitochondrial intermembrane space
Source: RefSeq, a predicted model, not a curated record
UCCGGCUGAGGUGGCACCGGCGGCUCGGGGGGAGCGGCACCCCCGCGGGUGCGGUUCUCCCAUGGCCAAGCCGGGACACUCCUGGAGCCACGCGACAGCGGGGAAGGAGGAGGAUGAGGAGGGCGAAGACCCCCUGGAUGCCAGGAUCGCCCGGACAGGCUGCCUGGAGCAGCACCGGGAGCUGCAGGAGUGCAUGGAACAGCACCGGGAUUGGCGGCACUGCCAGACGCAGCUCCGGGCAUUCGGAGCCUGCAUGGCCCGGCGGGAACAGCGGGAACAGGGACAGAGCCGGGCACACCCUGCACAGUGAGACCACCCGGGACCCCCAGGAAUGGGGGAGCUGUGCCUUUCAUCCCCCUUUUUUUGUGUGAUUUUUUUUUUUUUUUAAUCCAAGUGCCGAGAAAUCCACGUGGGAAAUUAAAUCUGGGAAUUUAAUCGUC